Molecule: messenger RNA, 492 nt
Organism: Talaromyces amestolkiae
Lineage: Eukaryota; Fungi; Ascomycota; Eurotiomycetes; Eurotiales; Trichocomaceae
Exons: 3
Coding region: 1-492 (163 amino acids)
Biological process (GO): nucleoside metabolic process
Molecular function (GO): catalytic activity
Source: RefSeq, a predicted model, not a curated record
AUGAAGGAUACAGAAACACGUGACCGAUUCGCCAAGGAACGAAACGUUCUCUGCUUUGAGAUGGAGGCGGCAGGCUUAAUGGAUCGAAUUCCAUGCUUAGUGAUCCGUGGAGUUUGUGAUUACUCAGACUCUCACAAACAAGAGGAGUGGCAGGGUUACGCGGCCCUCACUGCGGCAGCUUAUGCGGAACAGCUGCUGUCCAUUACUCCUCCAAGUGACAGUCAGGGAAGAGCAGGACAAAGAAAUUACUCUAUUUAUGAAGAAGCGUGCCGGCAGAGUCUUUUCAUAAUCGACCCCGAGGAGGAGAAGAACCGGUUGAAGCGAGACAGAGGGAACCGCAUUCCUGGCACAUGCGUCUGGAUCGAACACACGGACGAAGUUCAGGCUUGGCUCGCGUCGUCUAACACCUGCUCUGAAGGAGUGAUGUGGUUCCAUGGUUACCCAGUAUUCCAGAAGGCUGUACAGCAAUUGCCAUACUACGAGGUCUUCUAA